AAAUCCAAUAUUAAAUUCAGUCUUUGCCUUAGUUCUUCUCUUCUAUCUCUGCCUCUGCCUCUCACUUCCCUAGGAGAAGCAAAGAAUUGCAGUCUGUAAUCUGUAUGUAGAUGCGUGCAUAUACAUACAUAUAUUCAGCUACCUAUACUUUCUUCUAAUUUAGCCAACCGUUGAUUCUUGGUUGUUUCUGGCUUAGAUCCCCUCUCCCUUUGUUUUUCUCACUUGGUGCUUGGUUAUUGCGCGUGCAAGCACUGUGAUGGCAUUCACUAGUACUGAUAAAAUCAGAUUGGCAGAUACAGUGGUUUCAAAUCUUUCGAUAUCACAAAAAACAGAACGAGAUCAGAAGUUUGGUUCGAAUGGGUCGAGCGCAGUAGAAAAUUAAUGAGUUCUAUUCAAUUUAGAAUUGGUUAGAUGGAGCGAGAUCAUCUGGACCUUGCGACCCUUGGAAAAACGGAUCAUAAUGAUAUUCAUGGUUCUUCAGUUGCUAGUCACCGCGAUAAUAUGAAGUAUGAGCCAAAAGAUUUGAGAAAUUCUGCAGACCCUGCUUUUAAUCAGAAUCCUAUAGAUGUUACUUCUUCACCAGAACGAGAAGAUCAUAGCACAGACGAUGAGGAUAACCAAGGUGAAGAUGCUCAAAAGCAGUUAGUGCUUUACGAUCCUGCUGCAGUUGGUGCUGGCGAAAUUGAACUCGUCCCUGAUCCUCUUGAUUCUCAACCUCGACGAAACUCCUUUCCGAAUUAUACAUCUAGAAUUUUGCCAGCUGUAGGGGCAUUUACCGUGCAGUGCGCAAACUGCUUCAAAUGGAGGCUCAUACCUUCAAAGGAGAAGUAUGAAAAGAUAAGGGAACACAUUUUGGAACAGCCUUUCUAUUGUGAAACAGCCCGUGAGUGGCGUGCUGGAGUAUCAUGUGAUGAUCCACCUGAUCUUACUCAAGAUGGAAGUAGGCUCUGGGCUAUUGAUAAGCCUAAUAUUGCUCAGCCCCCUCCUGGGUGGGAACGUCUUUUAAGAAUCCGAGGUGAAGGAGGCACCAGGUUUGCUGAUGUGUAUUAUGUUUCGCCAUCGGGCAAAAGACUUCGUUCCAUGAUUGAAAUUCAAAAGUACUUGCAGGAACACCCGGAGUAUGUAGCAGAAGGUGUAAGUAUGUCCCGGUUUUCAUUUCAGAUCCCAAGACCUCUGCAGGAAAACUAUGUUAGGAAGCGGCCUUAUCGUCCAGCACUUGCACAUGAUGAAGAUGAUCCUGCUAUGGCAGUGAAACGCAUAUCAUGGAUUGGUUCAGAUGGCGGUACAGAUUUACGGCUUGGUAUGCCAGGGCUGUCUGCACCUAUUUACCGGGCCCCUCUUUUUGAACCUGUGAGCCAAUCGCUCAAGAAGAAGCGGACUCCAUCUAAACGAAUGAGCAACACUGAUGCAGCGUGCAAGUCAAGUUAGAAGAGUCUCGUCUACUUUUGUUUGUAUACGAUCUGGUGAAAUCUCUGAGAGUUCAUUUUGUGUAAGCUGACAUUGAGCAACCUGCACAUGGACUUGUACGUACGGAAAUGUUACUAGAAAUAUGGCUUUUACCAAGCAGUGUUUUUUGAUGAACUUCCCUGAUGGUCAUAUCUUUUGUUGUUUCCGUUGAGUGUAGACUGUAGAUAUGAACGAACUAGGUAAUGUAAAGAACGAGUUUUAGUUGAAUAUUUACUUCUGUUAAAAGCGAAUGCUUAUUGUUAAAACUUAAAUAUAACUAACUGGCUGUUCAUGGUG
Molecule: messenger RNA, 1743 nt
Organism: Nicotiana tabacum (common tobacco)
Lineage: Eukaryota; Viridiplantae; Streptophyta; Magnoliopsida; Solanales; Solanaceae
Source: RefSeq, a predicted model, not a curated record